AUAAAAGGGCUCAUUCUUCUGUGGUUCAAAUAAGCGAGAGAGAGAGAGAGAGAGUGUCAAAUUGUUAAAAAAGCAGUUUGUCUUGCUCGUGGGCACGAGGCGGCCACAAAAAGGUUCAUUCAUGGCCGGGACGAGGCCGGUGAAACCGUCAGACGCAAAAGCGCCGGCCGUUCUCACGAGUCACGCGAGACCUCGGUGCGUCGAGACUCUGACAUCUGUCCGUUGACCUUCGGCGGUGGUGGGAGGUCAGGGUCCAGCUAGGGUUUCUGUGCAGACCAACAAUGACAAUGUGUAUUCCAGGAAAUUGUUUUCCAACAGUCUAUUCUCUUCAUUUGGUAGCGUUUCUCUUGGCUGCACUGCUUCAACUACGCGUAUGUGGAUUUUUUUUUUUUGUCCAAUCAGAGUUCAGCCUCUGUGUUGUCAUGUCGACCUAACCCUAACCGCAUUCUAGUAGCAUAAUGUUAGCAUUUGGAGCUAACAACGACAGCAUUGCGUUAUUCUGCAAAUAGUAGCGUCGCCAUGUACCUGGAGAACAAAAGCAACCUGGACCUGGAAAUGUCGCAGGCCUCGGCGCCCGCCCGCCGAGGCGCGGGCAAUUUCGCCGAGCUGCGCCUGCUGCAGGGAAUUUCGGAGCGGCGGGAGACGCAGAAGCCGCGGCAACAGUCGGCCGGCGUCCGCGCCGACGGCUUCGAAGACAGGCACAAUUUUACCGCGGUUAAUAUUCUCACCGGCAAAGCGAAUUCGGCCAGCACCUCAGAACGGUCGCCUCUGCUCAGGUUCUCGCGAGAUGACAGCACGGCCUACAUGAGCAUGCACGAUCCCGGCUUCUACGGCGGCGAGGAGCCUUGGGACAGCGGCGGCGUGGAGCUGGAGAGGAGGUACCGCCUGGGCAGCGAGGUGACCGGCCUGUCGCUGCUGCGCUCCGACUCGUCGGACAAGAGCGACGCCCUCGAGCACCUCGGCGUCGGCUUCAAGGUCGCCAGCGGUCUCAAAUGCUGUUUCCGCGUCUCCAAAGUGGCCACCAUCUUCGCUCUGGUCGUUUUGUGCACUCUGUUCUUCAGCAUGUAUCCCGACCGGGACAACCCUCGGAGGAUGUUGGCCGUCUCGGCGAGCGACAGCUUCUCGAUGAACCUGACGGACUUCGGGGACAACGCUCUGCUGAAGCUGCAGGUGGGAGGCCCGUUCGGCGGCGGCGGCGGCGGCGGCGCGGCCGACCCGGCCGGCCGGGAGUACGUCCUCGUCCGGGUGGAGCAGACCGAGCCGCCGGGCCAGCGGAGGAGGAGGGCGCAGCAGGUGCUUUACAACUGGACAAUUCCUCUGCACGGCGAGCGAAGCGACCAACUGCUGCUGACCAAAACCUUCGAGAUGCUCAGCGGCGACCCGAUCGUCAUCACGGCGCAGGCGUUCACGACGGACGACGAGGCGGUGCCGCUCUCCAUCACGCACCAGUCGCUCUACGUCAGCGUGGAGACGCAGGUGGCCGUCGCCGGCGUCAUCCUGGCGGGCGUCUACGUCCUCAUCAUCUCCGAGAUCGUCCAUCGCACUCUGGCGGCCAUGUUGGGAUCUUUGGCGGCCUUGUCCGCUUUGGCCGUCAUCGGCGACCGACCCAGUUUGGUCCAGGUGGUGGAAUGGAUCGACUACGAGACGCUGGCUCUCCUCUUUGGCAUGAUGGUGCUGGUGGCCAUUUUCUCCGAGACGGGCUUCUUCGACUACUGCGCCGUCAAGGCCUACCGCCUCUCCAAAGGUCGAGUGUGGCCCAUGAUCAUCAUCCUGUGCCUCAUCGCCGCCAUCCUCUCCGCCUUACUGGACAACGUGACCACCGUGAUGCUCUUCACCCCCGUCACCAUCAGGUUGUGCGAGGUGCUCAAUCUGGACCCCAGACACGUGCUGAUCGCAGAAGUCAUCUUCACCAACAUCGGCGGCGCGGCCACAGCCGUGGGCGACCCGCCCAACGUCAUCAUCGUGUCCAAUCAGGACCUGCGCAGACAAGGCAUCGACUUUGCCAACUUCACCGGCUACAUGUUCUUGGGAAUAUGCCUGGUCCUGUUCACGUCCUUCCCCUUCCUGCGCAUGCUCUACUGGAACAAGAAGCUCUACAACAAAGAGUCGAUGGAAAUAGUGGAGCUCAAGCACGAAAUUCUGGUGUGGAGGCAGACGGCGCAGCGCAUCAAUCCGGCCAGCCGCGAAGAGACGGCCGUCAAAUGUCUCCUCAUGCAGAAAGUCCUCAACCUGGAAGGUCUGCUGCGCAAGAUGAUGAAAACCUUCCAGAGAGAAAUUUCCCAAGAGGACAAGAACUGGGAGCAGAAUAUUCAAGAGCUGCAAAAGAAGCACAGAAUCGGCGACAAGGCGCUCUUGGCGAAGUGCGUGUCGGUGCUGGCCGUGGUGAUCUUCGUGUUCUUCGUCAACUCCUUCGUUCCCGGCAUCCACCUGGAUCUCGGUUGGAUCGCCAUCCUGGGCGCGCUGUGGCUCUUGGUCCUGGCCGACAUUCAGGACUUUGAGAUGAUCUUGCACCGCGUGGAGUGGGCCACGCUGCUCUUCUUCGCUGCCCUCUUCGUCUUGAUGGAGGCUCUGGCCCAGCUGCAGCUCAUCGACUACAUCGGCGAGCAGACGGCGCUGCUCAUCAAAUCCGUACCGGAGGACCAGCGCAUGGCCGUCGCCAUCAUCUUGGUGAUGUGGGUGUCCGCCCUGGCUUCUUCUCUCAUCGACAACAUCCCCUUCACCGCCACCAUGAUUCCAGUCCUCAUCAACUUGAGUCAGGACGCAGACGUCAACCUGCCGGUGAAACCGCUCAUCUUUGCCUUGGCCAUGGGAGCGUGCCUCGGCGGUCAGCCUCACCCCCGUCAAAACUAUGAACUAACGGUUUCCGUAGUCCUGGUAACUAAACAAUCAACUAACAUAGAACAUGAGAACAUAACCCUCUUCCUCUACAAAUCAGUUACGUCUACCUACCUACCUACAUCCUGGUUACUAACUAACCCUUGGUCAUGUGUUCCAUGUAACUCUGAUGACCUACUAACUCGGUAACAGAUACUUUUGUGUGUGCGUGUGCGC
Phyllopteryx taeniolatus (common seadragon) is the source of this 3051-nucleotide messenger RNA. It is a transcript of the gene oca2, whose product is annotated as oculocutaneous albinism II. Gene Ontology annotation, cellular component: melanosome membrane. The transcript has 22 exons. The record is from RefSeq and is a predicted model, not a curated record. Bases 520 to 3024 code for a protein of 834 amino acids. NCBI's taxonomy places the organism in Eukaryota, Metazoa, Chordata, Actinopteri, Syngnathiformes, Syngnathidae. Gene Ontology annotation, biological process: melanocyte differentiation; transmembrane transport; melanin biosynthetic process.